CUUAUUUAAAGUAAUGCAUUGGAUUAUGAUAAGUAGUAUUAUAUAACUUAUGAACAUUUCUAUAUAUUCUUCCUCGAGCAGUAGACGGUGCCUUCAGUAGUAUUAUAUUCAAGACUUAGUGUGUUUAUUCUUUUCCCAUUAACUUGCAUCAUUAGCUCAGGAAAACUACACAAGAAUUUGACAUUUUGCACUGUUUCCAUGCAGUGCUUCUUUCCACAAUAUGUGUUGAGAUACAUAUUGACUCCUUAUUUUAUCUUAAAUUCAGCCUAUGUUGUAUUUCAAUUCCAUCAUAUAUUGGUGCCACCUUCUGCAGAUAUGCAUGGACAUUGGAACAAGUGCAAAUUGGACCCAGCAGCAUGCACACCACUCCAAAUCGCCAUAUUACAAGCUUUUAGGCUCGACAUGCUUGCAACUUUUAGACCUUUCGCAAUCUAUUUGGGAAGAGGAGGAAUGUUCAUAAACUCAUGUUUUGCUCACUGCCAAAGUGAAUCACAAGAUACGUGGUUUGAAGAUGAUUCCCCAAGAAUAAACAAGGUAUUAAUUGCUAUGAGACUUUGUUAUACUGUACAUUGUUUAACACGAUAAUAGGCUAGUGGUAAUCAAUUGCACCAAACAUGCGUUUAGUGUUAUAGGACAAAUAAGAGUUUAAAGCAAAGGAAAUAGGCUGAACAAUACUAGUGAUCUUUACACUCACAACUAGUGAAUUUUCUAAGUCAGUAACACUGUUAAAAUUCUGUCUUUUACAGACAAUUGUAGAAGUAGUUGAUGAUUGGUAUUUUAGCAGAAAAAGAAGCAAGGAAAUAGACUAUCCAUACCCAUGUGACACAACUUGUCACAAUCUUAUACCAUAUCCUCGUGGUAAUAUCUGUUUCUUAAAAAUUUUAUACACUAGUUGCUUUGGAUAUCGCGAAGACUUGAGGUCCAUUUAUCUAAUAAAAAAUUUGGAAUG
Arachis ipaensis is the source of this 949-nucleotide messenger RNA. NCBI's taxonomy places the organism in Eukaryota, Viridiplantae, Streptophyta, Magnoliopsida, Fabales, Fabaceae. The record is from RefSeq and is a predicted model, not a curated record.